CAAUACCAUUGUGCAGCUAGCCGUAAGCAAGCAGUCAAUCUUCGAGCAUCACUCAUUGAUAGCUAAUAUUCUUGCCAGGGCUGGGUACCAGGAGUCUACAUGGGUGUUUUUCUUCCCGAUCUUAUUGGCCGUCGUGCGCAACACUGCGGGACCUGUGUUCUUGCUUGCGUAUUCUUCGCCAUCUGGGCCGGCGUCAGCGAUAUCUCCAGCUCUGGUGGACUCAUUGCGCUCUUUACUCUCUCUCAGUUCGCUUUGGCAUGUGGACCCAGCGUCACGACUUUCCUGAUACCGGCCGAAGUAUUCCCUACUCGUGUGCGUGGCACCGCUCAUGGUAUUUCCGCAGCAUCGGGAAAAGCUGGCGCCCUGCUGCCGGCGUACUCUUUCGCCACAGCCACGAAACAGAUUGGCCUCCGCGGUGUCCUAGGUCUGCUUUCAGGGGUUCUAUCUUUGGUUGCCCUGGUCACUCUUCUGAUCCCGGAACCGAAGGGAAAGACGCUUGAUGAGAUUGAAACCCCACUUUCCGCCCAUCACCUACCUUGCGAAGGCGCCAUUUGUUGUUUGGCCGGGUGUUGGUAACAGUCCGCAUCAUUAACGGCGGCUUGAGCUUCCAGUUCGUUUCAACCUUUCCCGGGCAACGACGUAUAUAGACCAUAGUAUAACGAUAAAGGAUCAUUUCCUUGUGCUUCCCAAGGGAGAAAAAUGUGACAUGGUG
Messenger RNA from Exophiala viscosa, 712 nucleotides. Its product is annotated as general substrate transporter. Lineage: Eukaryota; Fungi; Ascomycota; Eurotiomycetes; Chaetothyriales; Herpotrichiellaceae. Gene Ontology annotation, cellular component: membrane. The transcript has a single exon. The record is from RefSeq and is a predicted model, not a curated record. Bases 100 to 576 code for a protein of 158 amino acids. Gene Ontology annotation, biological process: transmembrane transport. Gene Ontology annotation, molecular function: transmembrane transporter activity.